AUGGCAUUAAACCUAGUCGGCGUCGAGUCCUUCAAUCUGGACAAGUCAAUCCAACGCCGUGGGGGAUGUUUCCCUUAUACCAACGCUUAUCCGUAUUCGCAUUCACUUGCGGGUAUGGUCGGCCUUGGAACGGCAUAUGCGGCAUGGUAUACCUACUCCAGUCCCCGCGCACUGGACAUCACGGACGCCGCUGCCAUCGCUGCGAUGUCCGCCAGCCACUUCUUCCUUGAACUCCCCGGGCACCGACAUGAUGUCAAGGUCACACCGUCUACGCCUCGCUCGCAGGAGCUGGGAGCCGGCCAAUUCGAUAGCCCUGCCUCCACGUUCGCGUUAGAGGUAGCAGUCUUCCUAUCCUCGCUGGCCUUCUAUGCUUGGCGGGUUCCCAGCGUGCGCCAGGAUACGCAAAAGCUACUCGGCGUGGGAGCAGUUCUGGUCGCAGAACAAGCAAUGUUCUCUUUCGGGAGCGCCCCGACGUCCGAGGUGCGCUUCGUGCACGCCCCAAUCUUCCUCGCGCAGAUACUGGGUAGUUGCUGGCUCUUGGGAAAGCUUGAUUCCUGA
Molecule: messenger RNA, 558 nt
Organism: Peniophora sp. CBMAI 1063
Lineage: Eukaryota; Fungi; Basidiomycota; Agaricomycetes; Russulales; Peniophoraceae
Source: the annotation of a GenBank genome assembly